Messenger RNA from Tupaia belangeri chinensis (Chinese tree shrew), 595 nucleotides. It is a transcript of the gene AVP, whose product is annotated as arginine vasopressin. Gene Ontology annotation, cellular component: extracellular region; secretory granule. NCBI's taxonomy places the organism in Eukaryota, Metazoa, Chordata, Mammalia, Scandentia, Tupaiidae. Bases 33 to 536 code for a protein of 167 amino acids. Gene Ontology annotation, molecular function: V1A vasopressin receptor binding; neurohypophyseal hormone activity. The record is from RefSeq and is a predicted model, not a curated record. The transcript has 3 exons.
CACUGCACGCCUGCCCACCUGCGUGUGCCAGGAUGCCCGACACCAUGCUGCCCGUCUUCUUCCUCGGCCUGCUGGCCUUCACCUCUGCUUGCUACUUCCAGAACUGUCCCAGGGGUGGCAAGAGGGCCACGUCUGACUUGGAGCUGCGGCAGUGCCUCCCUUGUGGCCCCGGGGGCCGAGGGCACUGCUUCGGGCCGCAAAUCUGCUGCGAGGAGGAGCUGGGCUGCUUCGUGGGAACAGCCGAGGCGCUGCGCUGCCAGGAGGAGAACUACCUGCCGUCGCCCUGCCAGUCCGGCCGGAAGCCGUGCGGGAGCGGGGGCCGCUGCGCCGCGGGCGGCUUCUGCUGCAGCGACGAGAGCUGCGUGACCGAGCCCGAGUGCCUCGAGGGCGUUCACCACCGCGCCCGCCCCAGCGCCCGCAACAACGCCACGCUGCUGGACGGGUCCACCGGGGCCCUGCUGCCGCGGCUGUUUUUUUUUCUGUCGCGUGCGCCGGAGCCCGCCAACCCCGCCGAGCCCCAGCCGGGAGUCUACUGAGCCGCCCGCUUGCGCCCCCUUCAUCUCACUCCUGCAGCUCCGAAAAUAAACCUUUGUAA